UAUAUAGAUACAUUGAAGAGGUGCUCGUGAAUUGAGUGUGAUCAACUCAGCAAAGACACUUGUUGCAAGUUAGUAUUCAUUAUCAAAGGAGCAAAGAAAGGAUGUCUCAUACAAUAAUUUUAGGCAUACUUGUUUUUAAAACAGUGUGCUUUGUGUCUGUGAUAUCUCAGUGCUGCGAUUUACAGACUGCUGCACCAGUUCACCAUGACUGUCGUAGAGUAGAUGGGAUUAGUGUCACUAAUAUUGAAACAAUCGAUGGUCACAGAUUUACAGCUCUCUGUAGAGAUAGGCGCUUGGUAAUUGCUCGAAGAUUUGACGGAUCUGUAAGCUUUGAUCGAACUUGGGAAGAAUACAAAAAUGGGUUCGGUGAUCCAAAGGGAGAGUACUUCAUAGGGUUUGACAAUCUCAUUGCUCUUUUACAUCAGAAACGCUAUGGAUUACGAGUUGAGCUAACAACAUGGGACUGCGAGACCAAGUAUGCUCACUAUAGUGGAUUUUGCAUUGAUUCUGAGGCAAAAAAAUACAAACUCAGACUGAGCAACUAUUAUGGCACCGCAGGUGAUGGGUUGAUGGAGCGACAUAGUGGUAUGCAGUUUAGCACUAAAGACAGAGAUAAUGAUAAUUAUUCAGGCAAUUGCGCUAAAGAAAGGAGUGGGGCAUAUUGGUAUGAUGACUGUACAGAUUCAGACCUCACUGGUUCAAACCUCUUUGGACAUUAUUCUACUGG
Owenia fusiformis is the source of this 727-nucleotide messenger RNA. NCBI's taxonomy places the organism in Eukaryota, Metazoa, Annelida, Polychaeta, Sabellida, Oweniidae. The record is from the annotation of a GenBank genome assembly.